AUGUCUCUGAAAAUGUCUCAGAUUUUGGUGUCUGCUCUGCUGUUUACAGCUUCCUUUUCAGGUGUUCUCGGAGCACCUUUUCUGACAGAAGAAUCAGCAAAUCAAUUUAUACGACUGAAACGACAGAUACUAUUUUCUCAGAACUACUGGGACCCAAGCAGCAGUCAGAACGCAUGGGGAUAUAUCGUAGCUGAUCAGGUCAGUAAAUCAUGGAGAGCUUUAAGAGACACAGCACAACACUACAUGGGCUUGAUUCCUUUUGCCUUUGAUCCUUCAAUUUCCAGUGACAACAUUAGAUCUUACACGGAUAUGCACCAGGAGUCUGGGACUCACUGCCAGCAACAGACAAGGAUGAGCUAUUAA
Messenger RNA from Melopsittacus undulatus (budgerigar), 363 nucleotides. It is a transcript of the gene C2H3orf85, whose product is annotated as chromosome 2 C3orf85 homolog. NCBI's taxonomy places the organism in Eukaryota, Metazoa, Chordata, Aves, Psittaciformes, Psittaculidae. The record is from RefSeq and is a predicted model, not a curated record.